AUGAGGGUCUCGAUUGGGCGACCGGCCCUCGGCGCUAUACUCGUCAUCAUUCAACCAACACUGGCAGCGGCCGUACUCCCACACAAUGAUACACAUCACUCGAUCUGUAUGGCCUCCAGUCUCAUUGCACGGAACGAUGGCAUAAUGACCGGAGAAGGAGGAUCUUCCGAGCCCCUCCAAGCUGGAUUCACGCAGAAGGCCUUCACUGCCCUACUCGACCUGUAUCCUGGAAACGAGAAAAUAAAGGGGUAUAUUGCCGCGAGCGUUGACUCUGUCCUACCGUAUCUGUCAAAUGCAACUGAAGACGCGCUGAGUUAUCCCCUCGAUCGGCUUUCAAAUGGGAAUGCCAUGCUUUCUUUGUCUCAAAGAUCGGAUGCUCAGACAUCCUCGUACAUAUCGGGGCUGGAGGCUCUGCGGCUCAGUAUCGACCUAAAUCGUCGGAACCAGGAGGAGGGCUUGUGGUACUACACCUAUCCAUAUUGGAGCUACCUGGACGGCAUGUACUCUUUGGCGCCAUUUUACACGCUGUACACGGUUACGUCGGAUAACGCAACAACCCUCAACACGACCGCGCUUGAUGACAUGGCCCACCAGAUCAACCUCCUCUGGGACCAUUGCCUCGAUGAGAACUCGGGCCUCCUGGUGCAUGGAUACGACGCGAGUGGCACAGCUGUGUGGGCUGAUCCUGUCACAGGCGCCAGCCCACACGUAUGGGGUCGGAGUCUCGGGUGGUAUGUCAUGGCGCUAGUGGACACGCUUGAGGUUAUCCAGGACCAACCCCAGACCUGCCAGUACAGGGAGCCGCUGCUCCAGAAGUUCCAGUCCCUCGCGGAUGCGGUGAUCCGGGCAGUGGACUCAGACACGGGCGGCUGGUGGCAGGUCCUGGACCAACCCGGCCGCGAGGGGAACUACAUUGAGUCGAGCGGCAGCGCCAUGUUCACAUAUGCGCUGCUCAAGGGCGCAAGGUUGGGGUAUUACAAACCUGGAAAUACGUCAGCCGUUUCGAUAGAGGUCGCGAAGAGAGCAUACAACUACUUGAGUGAGAGUUUUGUCGUGUACGAGGGAGAUGGUACUCUUGGAUACAAUGGAACCGUGGCUGUGUGCAGCUUGAACUCUACGGCUUCGUACGAGUACUACGUUUCCCAGCCCAUCAAGUAUAACAGUGUGCUCGGCUCUGCUGCGUACAUUCUUGCUUCCCUCGAGAUCGAGCGUCUCGAGGGACAGGUGCAUUGA
Molecule: messenger RNA, 1233 nt
Organism: Diaporthe batatas
Lineage: Eukaryota; Fungi; Ascomycota; Sordariomycetes; Diaporthales; Diaporthaceae
Exons: 2
Coding region: 1-1233 (410 amino acids)
Biological process (GO): carbohydrate metabolic process
Source: RefSeq, a predicted model, not a curated record